CUUUAUUAAUUCUCGUGAGAUUUAAUACACGUGGCAACAAGGACAUUGGAUGCCCUCUUAUUUCUUUGGGCACCGAAGAAAUCCCCUUAAUUAAAUUCAAUGUAUCAUUGACUGGCUGACCUUUUGGUUGCUAGUGUGCUAACCUUAUCUUCUUCGUGAGGCCUCAACCCAAAACUUCUCCAGCAAAAGAAGAAGAAAGAAGAAGAAGAAUCCAACAAUGGCAGGAACCCUGAUGAUCUGCGGAUGUCUACCUCAACCGUACCUUCUCCCUCUCAAUCGCCUGUCUCACAAGUCGCAAUGGCUCUCUCUUCGCCGGUCGACACAGUCCCUGAAUCGCCGCCUCACCAGAACCCUUUGCUUUUCCACUUCCGGCAGCCAACCCGACAGUAAGGGGAGUGGACCAAAGUGGCCAAUCUUAAGACGGUGGGAUGUGCCCUGGAAUUGGCAAACUGUUUCACUCUCUUCAUUUGCCUGUGGACUAAGUUAUGUUCUGACAGGGCUAAUAGAGACAGCUGCUUUACCAUAUUCAGGAAUUCAAAUCCAAGAUUUAAGCUUGGACGAGAAGUCAGAAAUCUUGUUUCUUGAUCAAGCAAUCACAACCGCUGUCGUGCUUGGGGUUCUCUAUACUCUAACCAAGUCAUCUAAGCCCCUACCUGAUGAAAUAUAUCGAUAUGAUUGGAGGGAGCCUUUCAAUCUUCAAAGAGGAUGGCUGUUGUGGGCAGCGAUUGGUUUUGUUGGAGCACUGGCUGGCAUUGGACUAACAGGGGUGGCAAUGUCUCUUUUCAAUAGUGAGCCGCCACAGAGACAGACCGAUGCUCUAGUUCGUUUGCUUCCAUUGAUUGGCUCUUCAAACAUCAGCACGGCAAGUCUUUUCGGCAUCACUGGUGUCCUUGCACCAGUUCUUGAGGAGACUUUGUUUAGAGGAUUUCUUAUGGUCUCCCUCACGAAGUGGCUACCCACACCGGUGUCCGUUGUUCCAAGUGCUGCUGCAUUUUCUGCGGCACAUUUAACUCCAUCAGAAUUUCCUCAGCUUUUCGUACUGGGUACGGUACUGGGAUUUUCGUACGCUCAAACGCGAAAUCUUCUAACACCAAUCACCAUUCAUGCUUGUUGGAACUCUGGAGUUCUUUUGCUUCUCAUCUUCCUCCAGCUUCAAGGAUAUGAUAUCAAGGAAAUAAUACAAGCAUCUUGAUCCAAAGGGGUUGACUACAAGUUGACCUUCAUUUGUUGCUUAGUUUCCAUUUUAUCUGUUAGUUCUUCAUUGAUGAAUGAGGUGGGAAGCUCUUCUACCAUGUCUUGAGAAUGAUCAAAUAAUGAGCAAUGCAAGAUCUUUCAAAGAAAAUCUUCAAAUCCAA
Molecule: messenger RNA, 1355 nt
Organism: Cuscuta campestris
Lineage: Eukaryota; Viridiplantae; Streptophyta; Magnoliopsida; Solanales; Convolvulaceae
Source: the annotation of a GenBank genome assembly